AUGGGCAAGACUGUUAUUAACGUUGGUAUCGUCGGUGGUGGCCUUGGUGGUCUCGCCACUGCUAUUGCUUUGCGCCGUGCUGGUCACAACGUCACUGUCUAUGAAGGUGCCAAGGAACUUAGCGAAGUUGGUGCCGGUAUCCAAGUUCCUCCCAAUACUUCCCGUCUUUUGGAUGCCUGGGGUCUUUUUGACCGCUUCAAGCAGAAGGUCGUCUGGCCCGCCAACAUCAACAUGAGAAGAUACAACACCGGUGAAGUGAUUGGCCCCACCCCCUUGAAGCCCAAGAUGAUCGAACUCUACGGAUACCCCUACUGGCUCAUUCACCGUGCUGAUUACCAGCAGUUGUUGUACGAUGCUGCCGUAGAGACUGGCGCUACCGUCAUCUUGGAUGCCCGUGUCCUGUCUGUAAACGAAGCUGAUACCACUGUUAGCUUGGAAAGCGGCAAGAUCGAUAAGUUCGACUUGAUUAUCGGUGCUGAUGGUAUCCGCUCUGCUGUGCGUUUGGCUGUUAUGCCCGAUGAAGAAGUCCUUCCUCGCGUCUCGACUAACUGCGCUUACCGUGCCACUGUCCCUUCUGCCUUGAUGCGCGCCGACCCUGAAGUUGCCUUCCUUAUGGAUGAUCCCAACUCCAACUGCUGGAUCGGCUACCGUCGCCACAUCAUGGCUUAUCCCAUCCGUAACGGUGAAUUGUACAACCUUGUCAUGUCUCACCCUGGCGCUGCUGCCGUCGGUCGCUGGAAUGAGCCUGGCAACUUGGAAGAAAUGAAGAAGCACUACCACAAUUUUGAUCCCAUCAUCCGCAAGGUCUUGGAAAAAGUCACCGGCUGUUUGAAGUGGACCUUGGCCGACCUUCCCGUCCUCAGCAACUGGGUCAGCUCCAGCGGCCGCAUUGUCUUGAUCGGUGACGCUGCCCACGCUAUGCUUCCAUACCUCGCCCAGGGCGCUGCUCAAGCUGUCGAAGAUGGUGCCACUCUCGGUGAACUUCUCACUGAUCUCCAGUCCGUUGAUGAAAUCCCCGCUUUGAUGGCCUUGUACGAAAAGAUGCGUCGUCCCCGUGCUGAAGUCAUCCAGAAGGGAGCUUACGAGAAUGGUGAUAUCUGGCACAUGCCCGAUGGUGACAUGCAAAUCCAGCGUGAUUUGGGUAUGAAGGGUCAAUUGCCUGCUGGCGCCAAGAACCCUAAUCAGUGGGGCGAUGGCAACUUCCAGCCCUGGCUCUUUGGUCACAACGCAAUCACUGAGGCCAGAAGACGUUUGGCCGAAUUCAGAAACGGUUCUGACAUUGCCACCGAUUCCGCUCGCCUGUAAAUGAUUUAUUUAUCUGCUUUUCCUGUUUCCUACAUCCUUCACGUAUUCACCAACCCAUCACACACACGCACACACACACCUUCCAAAAACUACCCUUACAUAGAUGAAC
Messenger RNA from Zychaea mexicana, 1414 nucleotides. RefSeq lists its product as uncharacterized. The record is from RefSeq and is a predicted model, not a curated record. NCBI's taxonomy places the organism in Eukaryota, Fungi, Mucoromycota, Mucoromycetes, Mucorales, Lichtheimiaceae. Gene Ontology annotation, biological process: secondary metabolite biosynthetic process. Gene Ontology annotation, molecular function: monooxygenase activity; FAD binding. The transcript is spliced from 3 exons. Bases 1 to 1305 code for a protein of 434 amino acids.